This is a messenger RNA of Antrostomus carolinensis (chuck-will's-widow), 4470 nucleotides long. RefSeq names its product SRC kinase signaling inhibitor 1-like. NCBI's taxonomy places the organism in Eukaryota, Metazoa, Chordata, Aves, Caprimulgiformes, Caprimulgidae. Gene Ontology annotation, biological process: regulation of dendritic spine morphogenesis. The record is from RefSeq and is a predicted model, not a curated record. Gene Ontology annotation, cellular component: cytoplasm; actin cytoskeleton; postsynaptic density.
AUGAUAUCGGGAAGCUUUGAAAUGCUGGAAAAACGUGAGCGAGUGAUUGGAGGAGGUGAGGAGACUACCAGGAGCUCCCGACACUCCCAGGGCUCCCAGCCCGGCUUGGCCGAUCAAGCCAAACUCUCCUUCGCCUCGGCCGAGUCCUUGGAAACCAUGUCAGAAGCGGAGCUGCCCUUGGGGUUCAACAGGAUGAACCGAUUCCGGCAGAGCUUGCCCUUGUCCCGGUCCACCAGCCAGACUAAGCUGCGAUCACCAGGGGUCCUUUUCCUGCAGUUUGGGGAUGAGACAAGACGUGUCCACAUCACCCACGAGAUCAGCAGCAUGGACACCCUGCACGCCCUCAUUGUCCACAUGUUCCCCCAGAAGCUCACCAUGGGGAUGCUGAAAUCUCCCAACACGGCCAUCCUCAUCAAGGACGAGUCCCGCAAUGUCUUCUACGAGCUGGAGGAUGUCCGGUGAGUGGGGAGGGGUUCAGGAAGGGUUUUUUUUUGGACACCGUGCUGACCCCCCUGUCCCUUUCCUCAGAGGGAGAUGGUGUACACCUCCAGGGAGUCAUCUCCCACCCGCCGCCUGAACAACAUGUCCCCAGCUUCCCACCUCACCUCCGGCUCCCCUCCACCAGUGCUCCAGUCCUCCUCCCCAUCCCGCUCCCGCAUGUCCUACAGCGGGGGCCGUCCCCCCUCCUACGCCGGCAGCCCCGUCCAUCACAGCGAGCGUCUCUCCAACCUACCCCCAGCCCAGGGGGUCUCACCCAGCCCCAGCGCCAUCCUGGAACGUCGGGAUGUGAAACCAGAUGAAGACCUGGCUGGGAAGAACGUGAUGCUGGUGAAGAACGAGGGGCUGUACGCCGAUCCCUACGGCAUGGUGCACGAGGGUCGGCUCAGCAUCACCUCCACCCAGUCCUUGGCUGGCAUGGGAGACCCUUUUGGUUACUCGGGGGGGUUGUACAAGCGGGGUUCCGUUCGCUCACUCAGCACCUACUCGGCAGCCGCCUUGCAGACGGAGCUGGAGGACAGUCUGUACAAACCCAACGCCCCCAUUUACAGCGACACCUACGCGCCCGGCUUGGGUUUCCGCAUGCCCCCCUCCUCCCCACAGAAGAUGGCUGAUGGGCGGCUGGUGGAUGUGCAGCCAGGGCAGAGCCCCCACAGCCCCUACUCGGGACCCCCCAGCCGUUCCUCACCCGUCCGGCAGUCCUUCCGCAAGGACUCCUGCUCCUCUGUCUUCAUGGAGAGCCCCGUCAAUAAGCCACGUAACCCCAGCUCCUCUGGUGCUCCAGAGCUGUUUCCUGGUCCUGGUGAUCGCCCACUCUCAGGGUUUGGCUCCCCUGGACCAGCCAAGGACACGGAAACGAGGGAGCGGAUGGAGGCGAUGGAGAAGCAGAUCGCCAGCCUGACGGGGCUGGUGCAGAGCGCGCUGCUCCGCGGCUCCGAGGCUGAGACCCCCAGUGAGAAGACAGAAGCCACCAACGGUGGGACCCCCCCAUCAGCGUCAACCAGCCGCAGUGGCAUGGGGACACCAGUGCCUGCGCCCCCGCCACCCUCUGCCAGCAGCACGCCGGCCGGGCAGCCCACUGCCAUCACCCGCUUGCACAUGCAGCUGCAUCUCCACGACCUGCAGCAGAACGCCAGCGACCUCCGCAACCAGCUGCAGCAGCUCAAGAAACUGCAGCUGCAGAACCAAGAGACGGUGAAGACGAUGCUGCGACGGACGGAGACGGAGAUCAGCGUGCGGGUGACGGACACCAUGCGCAAGCACGAGGACCCUCUGCAGCGCCAGCGCACUUUGGUGGAAGAGGAGCGACUCCGGUACCUCAACGAGGAGGAGCUGAUCACCCAGCAGCUCAAUGACCUGGAGAAGUCAGUGGAGAAGAUCCAGAAGGAUUUGGCCCACAACCACCGGCUCAUCCCUGUGCAGGAGCUGGAGGAGAAGGCGGUGGUCCUCAAGCAGCUGGGGGAGACGCUGACAGACCUCAAGGCCCAGUUCCCCAGCCUGCAGAGCAAGAUGCGAGUGGUGCUGAGGGUGGAGGUAGAAGCUGUCAAGUUCCUCAAGGAGGAGCCGAACCGCCUCGAUGGUCUGCUCAAGCGCUGCAAGACGGUGACGGACACCCUCGCCCAGAUCCGCAGGCAAGUGGAUGAGGGCUUGUGGACCUCCUCCAGCAACCUCAGCCAGUCCCCCAAGAAGGUGGCCCCUGAGACGGACUUCAGCAAAGGGCUGGAUCUGGAGAUGCCCACCAGCCCCCCAGUGAGCCUCCAUCACCUGACAGCUGCCACUGAGACCCUGGGCAUGCCCAGCUUUGGGCACAGCCCCCCCCAAACCCAGACCCACCCUUCCAAGAGCAAUAACCCUUCCCGAGCUCCAGAGAUGGUACCAGCCAAGACACAGACAGGCCCAGAGACCCCCAGCAAGAAGAGCGUGGACAAGGCUGUAUCCGUGGAGGGGAGAGCUGCCGAGCGGGACUGGGAGGAGAAGCGGGCGGCGCUGACCCAGUACAGUGCCAAGGACAUCAACCGCCUCCUGGAAGAGACACAAGCCGAGCUGAUGAAGGCCAUCCCUGACCUGGAGUUUGCUGGCAAGCACAAACAAGCCACUGGAGCGGCAGGACGCCCUCAGCACAAACCCUCCAAGCCACAGCACACACCGAAAUCGGGGGGCAAAGGGGACCCCAACGGCCGGCGGGGCUCAGAUGAACUCACGGUGCCGCGGUACCGGACUGAGAAACCCUCCAAAUCACCACCACCUCCCCCUCCCCGCCGGAGCUUCCCCUCAUCCCACGGGCUGACCACAACCCGCAGCGGUGAAGUCAUUGUCACCAGCAAGAAGGAGCCUGGUUUUAUGAAGAAGGCUGAAUCGGAGGAACUGGAGACCCAGAAGCCCCAGGUGAAGCUGAGACGGACAGUGUCAGAGGUGGUCAGGCCAGCGUCCACCCCUCCCAUCAUCGCCUCUGCCAUCAAAGACGACGAUGACGAGGAUCGCAUCAUAGCGGAGCUGGAGGUGUUUCAGAGAAGCUCAGCCUCCCCUUUCCUUCCCAAGCUCCGUUACGAUCCGCUCCCGGCUGCCGUCUCCCCUGGGCACGCAGACUUGUGGCCCAACGGAGCCUCCGUUGCAGCUGAAGGAUGGAAGGAGCCGCUGGCCCUGGCAGCCGCGGGGAGCAGGGCUUUCUCCCUCCCACAGAUUGUGCUCACCGAGUGGGUGUCUGAACCGCCGUCCCCUGAAGCUGAACCGGAGCUAUGGGUGCAAAUGGGAUGCUCAGAGGACAGGGACCCGGCUGGCAGUGGAGGAGCAGGAGGGGAGCUUGGACCCGAGUUGGAAAGGAAAUGCCGUGUUUCUCCUGGCAUCUCCAAAAGGUCUCCAGCCUCAGCCCCACAGCCCCUGAGCUGCCCACCUCGGGGCCGUACCCACACAGCAGCAGACACUUGGAGGUUCCCUCCAGCAGCCAGUGAGGUCCCGUCUCUCUCCAAGGGGAUGGAUGGAGGGGACACUGCUCUGAACACUGCCUGCAGGCAAGAAGGCAGGAGCAAGACUUGGCACCAAAGUCCCUUGGCUACACAAACCCCUUGUCCUCAGGGGGAAGCCAUGGAUCCCAGAGCAGCGGUCCCCUCCACCAGUGUGGGCAGUGGAGGACCCAGCACUGUCCCCCAACUUCCCAGGGAUGAGGACCCCCAAGGAGGAGCCAGGCUGAGCGUGCUGGAGGCAUCGCUCCCUCCUGGAGACUCUGCUGGGGCUUGCAAAUGUGCACAGAGGGAGGAGAGCUCGCCAGCCCCAGUCUGCCCAGUGCCAGAUCCCAGAGCUUUCCCAGGCAGGGAUCCAUCCCCAUGGGGAAGCGGAGAGUCCCAGGCUGAGCAUCCCCAGGUCGCUGCUUUCUCAAGGCCAAGCCAUUGCCCAGCAUUGCCAGGCCAGCACAGUGUGGCUUUGGCUGCGAGGGGAGAAGGUGGCACAGAGGGCACCAGGGUGCGGGGGAAGGUGGUGGAGGGGCUCUGCAAAGGGCAGUUGUCCUCUCGCUGCUCCAUGACUCCGUGCAGCAAGGAGAUUUAUGAAGGCACCUACCAAAGACUGGAUAGCUUGGAAGAAACUAUCCGUGAGCUGGAAAUAACCAUCAGUGAGAUCAGCAGCCAUCCCUCGGUUGGAUUUGUAUUCCCUAAAGAACUGCUAGGACAAGCGGGAUCCAAGGAUGCCAGCAAGGAGACCAAGGAAGGUCUGGAGGAUCUCAAACACAGUAGCUGUGACAAUGGGACUGCCCUGGACCUCAGUCAGGCCAAAGAUGAUGCUCUCAAGAGUCCGUCUCCAAGCAAGACCAAGCCACCUCUGCUCCCCAAGCCGCAGCUUCCCCUCGACACUCAGCAGGUUUAUUUUCUCUUCUCCCUCUUGCCGUGCUCUGCCCCGGUUUUGGGGCUGAUGAUGCUGCUGGUGAUGAGCAACGGGGCUGAUGAUGAGCAUGAAGUUGGUGAUGAGCAUCCCACGGGGACG